AUGGGUUUUAAGGGAUUUUUUGAAGGAGGAAUUGCUUCCAUUGUUGCAGGAUGCAGUACUCAUCCUCUUGAUCUCAUUAAGGUCCGAAUGCAACUCCAGGGCGAAGCUCUGGCCCCGCCGCAGACGGCUUUUCAGACUCUCCGCCCUGCUUUGGCUUUUCCCACCACCGCCGGCCAUGUCCAUCCUCACAUGGGCCAUAUCAGCCUCCCUCCACCACCACCACGAGUGGGGCUUGUGUCAGUUGGGAUGAAAAUUAUUCAGCAAGACGGUGCUGCCGCUCUGUUCUCCGGCGUCUCCGCCACCGUCCUCCGCCAGACACUCUACUCCACCACCAGGAUGGGCCUCUACGACAUCCUCAAACAAAAAUGGACAGACCCCAAUUCCAACAACAUGCCAUUAAUGAAAAAAAUCACGGCGGGUCUCAUAGCCGGCGGUGUUGGCGCCGCCGUGGGGAACCCAGCAGACGUGGCAAUGGUCCGAAUGCAAGCGGACGGCCGGCUCCCUCUCGCGCAGCGGCGGAACUACAAAAGCGUGUUGGACGCCAUAUCCCAAAUGGCUAAGAACGAAGGCGUGGCUAGCCUUUGGCGCGGCUCGUCUCUCACAGUAAACCGCGCCAUGCUCGUCACAGCUUCGCAGCUGGCUUCAUACGAUCAGUUCAAAGAAUCUAUACUUGAAAAGGGAUUGAUGAAAGAUGGGCUGGGAACCCAUAUCACCGCCAGUUUCGCCGCAGGGUUCGUGGCAGCGGUGGCGUCAAAUCCGGUGGACGUGAUAAAGACUAGGGUAAUGAACAUGAAGGUGGAGGCCGGGAUGGUCCCACCAUACAGUGGGGCCAUUGAUUGUGCAAUGAAAACUAUUAGAGCAGAGGGACCCAUGUCCCUUUAUAAGGGAUUUAUUCCUACAAUUUCAAGGCAAGGUCCAUUUACAGUGGUGCUCUUUGUCACGCUAGAACAAGUACGAAAAUUGCUUAAAGAAUUUUGA
Fraxinus pennsylvanica is the source of this 978-nucleotide messenger RNA. NCBI's taxonomy places the organism in Eukaryota, Viridiplantae, Streptophyta, Magnoliopsida, Lamiales, Oleaceae. The record is from the annotation of a GenBank genome assembly.